Messenger RNA from Rhipicephalus sanguineus (brown dog tick), 865 nucleotides. RefSeq lists its product as uncharacterized. Lineage: Eukaryota; Metazoa; Arthropoda; Arachnida; Ixodida; Ixodidae. The record is from RefSeq and is a predicted model, not a curated record. The coding region runs from base 193 to 570 and encodes 125 amino acids. The transcript is spliced from 5 exons.
UGGAACCGAUGAAGUGAGAGAGCGGGCAAAGAAGCGGCGACCUGUUUUGAGAGUUUUUUACCGAAUGGGCGCCCAGUGCUAUAUAGAGGAGGCCCAACCCAGUUAGCCUAGACUCGCGAAGCAAGGUUGCCCAGGGGGACCACCGCACCGCCCAGCCUUUUAGUACAGACCGAACGUCCAACCGAGACGACCAUGACGCAGCGCCCGACGACCCCGCUCUGCUUUCUGUUGCUCGCUGCCACGGCCGCUGCGAUCGUGGCCAUCGCAAGCGCACAGACCGCCGACGACAACAAAAUCUUGGUAUCAGCCGCGUGGCUAUGCGAGGGUCUGGAGUGUCCUGAAGGCAAAGAGUGCACACUGGAGCAGCCCCAGUGCACAUCCGAGGACUGCUCCCUGAAGCCGUCAUGUUCCCCUCGACUCGAGAACUGCAAACCCUGCAAUCCAGGCUGCGCCCACGCCAUCUUGAACCGAGGGGCCAGCUCGGGCUGCCACCCGUGCCUCUGCGAAAUCGCCGUUGUGCGGAAACCGGAAAGACUGGAGGAGGCUCCAUCAGGCAACGGCAGCGAAUGAUGAACGCUCUGAGGAAACCGCCCGAGAACAGCCCGCCGCACAGCGCACCAGCGACAAAGCUCACGGAGGAUUGUCCUGCACAGCUUUUGUCUGUCGAGUCAUUUUAUAAGCACCAGCUUUUACAUUGAGCUUCGAUAGCAGCACAUAAUAUUUUUUGAUGAGUGUCUUUAUUUUUGUUUUUCAGAUUGUUAGUAAAUUUAGAGAGAUCAGAAUACGCAAAAAAACCACUCCUAUAUUUACACUGUAAAAAGCAGAGAGAUAAUAAACACGUUUGUGUUGUUUGUUUGUUGCACAA